This is a messenger RNA of Chrysemys picta bellii (western painted turtle), 1215 nucleotides long. RefSeq names its product succinate dehydrogenase complex assembly factor 1 (gene SDHAF1). NCBI's taxonomy places the organism in Eukaryota, Metazoa, Chordata, Testudines, Emydidae. Gene Ontology annotation, cellular component: mitochondrion. Gene Ontology annotation, biological process: mitochondrial respiratory chain complex II assembly. The record is from RefSeq and is a predicted model, not a curated record.
AGGAGUAUUGAAAAUGAAGGCAGUUGAAUGCGGUGGUUUGGUUAAGAAGCUGUCCAUUAACCGUGUGAACAUCGACGCAGGCGUGUCUGCAUCUCCCACGACCUUGCUUUGACGGACAUGGAUUGACACUCGCUUCCCGCCCCUCCCAGCUGAUGUGCAACUUGCAAUAUUUCCCCCCCACCACCACGUGGUGGGAAGCACAUGGUCUUCGAAGGGAGGAGCUUCUUUUUCUCUGUGCCCGCCCCCCAGCGCCCUCCAGCCAAUGGGAAGCGAGGGCUAAGGUGGCUGGUGUCUCAACGUUCUGAGCCGGCUGGGGAACAGCUGCUGGGGGGGCCGCCGCUGCGGGCCUGGGAGGCUCCGAGCAGGGCUGGUGGCCUCAGACCAUCCGAGGCUGGUGAUUCAUGUGAUUUCCAGCACAUGCUGUGCAGAUGGUUUUCUGUCUAUUACAGACCACUGCUGGAGUGGGACCUUUGCAUAGAGAAGUCGGCCCGUUUUGCUGUAGUGGCUGUCCCUGACGAUCUGAGUGGAUCUUCCCGGUACACCAUGGCACGGCAUAGCAAGCUCCAGAAGCAAGUCUUAAGCUUGUACAGACAGUUCCUACGAGCCGGCAAAGAGAAGCCGGGGUUCUUACCUCGGAUACAGGCCGAGUUCCGGAAGAACGCCAGCAUCCCCCGGAUGGAUGUUAUGCACAUAGAGUAUCUCGUCCGCCGCGGCCAGAGGCAGCUGGAGCAGCUCAGAGACGUUAACACGAAACAAAUGGGCACCUUUGUCAAAACCAAGCCGGAAGAGCGGUGACCCCUGCUGGCUGACGUAGGCGGCUUUCUUGUACUGGGACAGUUAGCGUGUGAAUUCAGAGACGUGCCUUCCAGAUUCUCACAUCCUCGUGCGCCCCUUUCUGUUUGCACAUGGGUCCGAUCACAGUGAAGGAAAACUAUCCAGUCGGUGCAAUUGUCCUACCUGGAUUGGAGUUCACUGGGAUAAAUGAAGCCUGGUUUAGGUGUCUCUACAUGAGGGAGCCACUAGAGGGUGCAUUGGAGAAGCUGAUCUCUAUAGUUCUAAGCUUUUUAAUAAUUCAAGUGUAGAUGGAUAUCUGGAGGUGACGUUCUUGUUUCCAAUACCUGGGACAUAAUCCGUUCCUACCCCUGUUGCCUCCUCUAUUCUCAAACAGGCAGAUUACCCAGAAAAAUAAAAGAAAGGGACAGUGGUGGGUUGAAA